Molecule: messenger RNA, 10663 nt
Organism: Bombyx mori (domestic silkworm)
Lineage: Eukaryota; Metazoa; Arthropoda; Insecta; Lepidoptera; Bombycidae
Gene: siz
Product: IQ motif and SEC7 domain-containing protein 1
Exons: 22
Coding region: 778-3849 (1023 amino acids)
Biological process (GO): regulation of ARF protein signal transduction; actin cytoskeleton organization
Molecular function (GO): guanyl-nucleotide exchange factor activity
Source: RefSeq, a predicted model, not a curated record
CAGUCGCUCACGGCCUUUCGGGCGGGCCGCACGUAAUUUGAACGUCAAAUCCGGAUUUGACAUAAACAGUUGAUAGUUCAGUGUGUUUACGUCAUUGAUUGUGUGCUGGAGUGUCCACAGUGCAAAAACAAAUAUUGUGUUAAACGCUUGGGAUUUACCAAGGUUAGCAGUGUAGUGUUGCAAAAAAAAACGAGAGGAUCUUGAUGUUUUUGUACGACUAUCGUCACGCGCUGUGACUUUUUUUUGCUGAAACUGUAAUUAUUUUUCAACUGUAGAAGGACGUUCUAGUAUUCGAUCUUAUUCGUUCCUUGUUGAAAAACUAGAAACUUCACUUUAUUCGUGAAUGUUCAGUUCGCGUUUCCGAAUGAUUUGAGUAACACAAUUUUUGAGUAGGAAGCUGUUUCACCUUCGAAUCCGUACAAAAUUUGCAGUUAUAUAAAGUAAAUCAUAUAAAGCGACAGAGUACUUUCAAUAUUUGUUGAAAGUUCAGUGACUAUAAUUGCGAAAGUAACAAAAUAUUUUAUUCCUUAUAAACCCUACAGUUCAUGGUGCAAUCAACAAGUGUCAGUGGUUCAGUGUUAAUUUGGAGACAAUUAUUUUAAUAAACCAGUUCAGGAAAUUUAUCGAAUAUAUUAAACGUAAUGGAAUGAACAAGAAGAGAAGUAGAACUUCUGAUAUUCUUUGGUGAAAGGCCCAUUUUCCAAAGUGGCGAAGUCCGAGUCUCGUGUACAGUUAGUGGCCGAAGGGGAAGGUGAUGGGUGCUGUUCCUGCGCUGGUAUGAGGAUCGGUGACCUCGGAGGUGUGCUGCUCGAAGCCGCCAAGCUAACCAGAUCUUGGUUUUGCCAAAAACCUGGCUACGGCUUUUCGCAGAAGGUAGACGAAGAGGAGCCAGGCGGCGGGGUUCCGCUGCAUCCACCGGACGGCUUCUACACUCAUCAGCACUCGAUCCACGCGCAUCAUGCCCACACUGAGCCCGACCGAGGGUACAUGGAUGGCAACAGAUACGUCACCGAUGUCCAUCGACCGUUACCAGCUCUAAAUCAUUCGAACUCGUCAUGUUCGUCGGCGUCGAACGCGUCGACGGGCGCGGGUCUUUGCACGGCACAGGAGCCGGCGUCGCAGCUUUACAUUGCCGCGCCGCCGGAGGGCUUCGGCCUCGCCGUUCAUACCAACAGGCGUGGGACAGACGUAUCCAUCAUUGGUACGGCGGGGAUAACACAAAAAGACCCUAGUUUACCCCAGAAAAGGGGUAAACUAACAAGAGGCCGCUAUGAGAUGUCGCAGGACCUGCUCGAUAAGCAAGUGGAAAUCUUAGAGAGACGAUACGGAGGUCUCCGCGCCCGCAGGGCUGCCGUCACCAUCCAGCGCGCGUUCCGAAGGCGGCAACUGCUCAAGAAGUUCAGCGCGAUCACGGCUAUGGCCAAAGCUGCCGACUCGAAUGCGAGACGGCUACAAGACGGUCCCGAUCACGGUCAAUUAGUCAAUGGUACUGAUAUCUACGCGACUACGUUGCUACAAAAAAGUCCCAGCGGCACAGAAAAGAUGUUAGCUUUGACGAGACCCAUGAGGUCGAUGUCCUUGCGGGAGCGACACGAACCACCCGACAUGGGCAACCACUUGCAAUGCGACACGCACGACGUAGAAGCCAUGGUUGCUAGAGUUCAGCAGUCGGCUCACCAGAUCCACAUGAUCGCCACCGAUCUACCGCCCGGGGUGCUUCAUCCGGCUGACGCAGACAGCGGGGUUUGCAGUUGUUCAGUUAGCGGCUCCGUGACCAAUAUAUCGACUUCAUCAUCGCACAAUGAAUCUCUACACAAUCACCAGAUGAUGAAUACUGGUCCGAUCUAUGGAAAUCUACUCUCGUCGGGUGGCAAACCCCUGUCGUCUCCCACCCCCCGACAGCAGCAGCAACUGGCUGCGAUACAAGCUGCGAACGCCAGGAGGAUGCCUCCGGAAGUGCCCAAAAGAACGAGCAGCAUAACUCUAAACGCCGAGAGUCCGGUGUCGCUUAGACGUGCGGAAUGCGGAGCGGUCGUCAGGGGAGGAUCGAUGUCUUCCGUGCAGUCCUCGUCCUCAUCAUCAUCGCAGGAGCAUCGCCAUCACUACCACCAGCCCUACCAGCCCAGGCAGCCGGAGACGCACGUGCACGUCCCAGAGUACCUCAACGCGCGUCCCGGCGUCGUGCUGGAAGGAGAUCGGUACUCCGUCUGGAAGAGACAGGAGGCCGCUCCUUACUACGAAGCCCCCCCGCCCCCGAUGGCAGCGCCCUGCUGUAGGCCACAGCAUGAGCACCAUCAGCAUCAGCAACCGUUAAAGGUGUCAGAAACUGUCCGGAAACGCCAGUACCGCGUCGGCCUUAACUUGUUCAACAAGAAACCAGAGCGCGGCAUCGCUUACCUGAUCUCCCGCGGCUUCCUCGAGAACUCGCCGCGGGGCGUGGCAAGGUUCCUCAUCACCAGAAAGGGCCUGAGCAAACAGAUGAUCGGAGAAUACCUUGGAAACCUGCAGAAUCCAUUCAAUAUGGCAGUUCUGGAAUGCUUCGUAAACGAGCUAGACUUGUCGGGUAUGGCGGUAGACGUGGCUCUGCGCCGGUACCAGGCUCACUUCCGGUUGCCGGGCGAGGCGCAGAAGAUCGAGCGUCUGGUCGAAGCGUUCGCCAGAAGAUACUGCAUCUGCAACACAGAUUUCGUUCAAAGGUUGCGGACUCAGGACACGAUAUUCGUGUUGGCCUUCGCCAUAAUAAUGCUGAACACGGAUUUGCACACUCCGAACCUGAAGCCGGAAGCUCGCAUGUCCUUGGAAGACUUCGUGAAGAACCUUCGCGGCAUCGACGACUGCGGCGACAUCGACAGGGACAUGCUCGCUGGGAUCUACGACAGAGUCAAGGCGAACGAGUUUAGACCCGGCAGCGACCACGUCACGCAGGUGAUGAAAGUGCAAGCGACGAUAGUCGGGAAGAAGCCCCACCUCGCUCUGCCGCACCGUCGCCUCGUCUGCUACUGCAGGUUGUACGAGAUACCUGACAUACACAAGAAGGAGCGACCCGGAGUCCAUCAGAGAGAAGUAUUCCUUUUCAACGAUCUACUCGUGAUCACGAAAAUCUUCAGCAAGAAGAAAUCGUCGGUGACGUACACCUUCCGACAGUCGUUUCCGCUGUGCGGCAUGGUGGUCAGCCUGUUCUCCGUGCCUCAUUACCCGUUCGGCAUACGUUUGUCUCGUCGAGUCGACAACCGUCGCUUGUCUACGUUUAACGCUCGCAACGAGCACGACCGCUGCAAGUUCGCGGAGGACCUUCGCGAGAGUAUCGCCGAGAUGGACGAGAUGGAGGCCAUGAGGAUCGAGGGCGAACUCAACAGGGGGAAGGGAAGGAACACCGGGAACAACGCCAGGAACGUGAUGGAAAACCGAGACAGCGGCGUGGCUGAUGUUGAAAUCGAUCACCAGCAGUGCGUCGACCACGUCCACAUGCACGGCGUGGUGGUUCCUCCUCCGCCCUCGUGUCCAGCACCAGCAGCCCCCUCCAGGCUCUCCUCGAACCCACCGCCCACCAGCAUCAUCAAACGGAACGUGCUCAGCAACUCUCUAGUCGAUAUCAAUGACCCGGUGGCUCUUGCAGCGGAGCGACUCCAGCGGCGCGGGUCGGUGGGGUCCCUGGACAGCGGCAUGUCCGUCUCCUUCCAGCAGGGAAGCAGGAACGCAUUACACGCCACUUCACCGAGACAUCCCACGGAACAACGGUCGCCGGGUCGUUUGUUCGGCGGCAUAUUCCCGGGACGUAUUCGUAAGCUCAGCGCCUCCGGGAUCCCGGACGCGAAGCACGGGCAGGUCGGGAAGAGCACCGAAGUUUGAAGUGCAACGAAAACAUAAUAAUUACAGUAACGAACGAAUCCAUUCGAUUCGGAGCAAUCUUCUGCGAAUUUCCUCUCGUAAUAAUUUGGAAAUAUUGCAUUUUUUUAGGUUUACAGUUCAGAGACAGAUUUUAUUAUGAAUUUUUCAUGAUUAUGCAUGUUUAAUAGCACGCGCUCGAUAAUAUUUCGCGAUUCUCGUGGUCGGCUACAAACGUCGAAUACCUCGAUACGUUUAGUGCCAUCUUGUGUUUUUAUUUUUUUAUUUUCGGAACUACAUUGCUGGUUUUGUUUUGAAAAAUAGGCAAUGUAUCGUUAAAUGCUGUAGACGGUUCUUAAUGGCAACCUUUAAUUAAAAAAGAAUUGCUUACGUUAUUAAAAUUCGAUAAAAUAUAAUCGUUGUCGAUAAAGUCAAGAAACAUUUGUCGAUUAAGUCGAUGCUAAUUCGAUUUUCUAUGUCGAAAAUCGAUUGGUAAGUAUUUCUAAAAUUCAUUAAGUUACUUUAAAAGCAAUCGGUUUUAAGGCAAGAUUAAUACAGAACAGAAUUUGAUGAAGGAUUAUUUCAUGCGAUAAGGUGCCAACAUCUUUUUCUGUAGAAAUUAAAAAUAUAUAACCGUCGUUGUAGCGAGGUAAAAUUUUUGAAGCUUUCGAUUAUCGCAAUCCAAAAUCGAUACUAUAUCGAUUUGAGAUGUUCUCAUUAGUGUUGACUAUGAUCUAGAUAUCGAUAAAAAAAGUCGAUACAAGAGUGUACGAAUUCGGAAUUUGAGGCUCGAAGCGUUUACGUCGAGUCGUAAAUAAAUCGAAAUAUGGGUCCACGUUUACUGAUGAUAGUGUUUUGACACGUGUCAGUUAGAAAUAAAUUGUCAAUAAUUCGAAAGUGAAGCUUACUGACACCGCGCACUGCGAGCCUCCACAAUACAAUAGAGACAUCUACCUCAUUUGUGAUCUUAGCUAUUUGCAUUGACAUGUCAACAGCCUUGACAAUCCAUUACAACAAAAAUAUACCUAACAUGAAUCAUUAUUAAUGAACACUUUCUUCGUUUUGGAAGCUGGUAAUACUUACUAAUUACUUGACUUGAAGAAUUAUUGAUAAUUUAUAUUAUUAACUAGCUAGACGUAAUAGUGCCGUCGUUGUGUAUUUAAAUAAUACCAAGCAGAGUCGAAGUAAAGAAAUAGCUGAAACGUACGUUACCACAAACUAAUUUAAUAUUUUGGUGAGCUUUCGUGAGUCUUGCUCAUGAUUUAGUACACUUUUAAGGUUUAAUCUGUUCGGUUUCUUAUUUAUUCAGAUUUAUAAUUAUAAUGUUUAGUAGAGUCGAUUCAUUUCUUUAGAAUAAUUGUACAUACGUUUGGAUUAGAAAAAAAUAAUAAUAAUGCAAUAGUAACUCGAGCACAGGAUACAUCUAAAGCAAUACAUAGAUUACACUUGUUAAAUUAUAAAUUUAUAUCGAUAUAAAAACUUGAAAAAAAAAACGAAUUUAUUCAUAAUUGUUGAAGAUUUUUAAUAGAUUUAGAUUUUGAUGAAAAAUUGAAUAACUUAGAGGAGUUCUUAAAAAAUUGUACUUAAUAUGUUUCUCGAGUUGUCUCGAUAAUUUUCAUCGAUAAUCGAUUGAUCUUUAAAACGGAAUCACUGAAGUUAUCGAUUAAGAUUAUCUCGAUAACUGAAUUCUAUCUAAUCUCCCAUCCCUGUUUGUUGUAAACGAAUUCUUCCAAAAUUAUGUACGAUUUUCUUCACACGACUGUACAAAAAGGCUGCUUUUGACUUUUCGACUUCCAACUUACGUUUUAUUUUCUUUUGAAGUGUACCCGGUAGCGAUAUGUACUUAUAAGAAUAUGAUCGAUCUUGUGAAACAGUCUUAUAUUAGUACUUACAACGCCACUAUCGAGAUAAAUUAUUAUUAUCAAAAAAAAAUCGGGAUUUUUUGCUUCAUGAACAUUUACACUCAAUGUAGGAUUUUUAUACUUUCAUUCGCCGAACAUCACUAUCUUUUGACGUCAUAAGAUCGGUUUGCCUACAUUCGUACCGAAGUGAAUUUUAAGUUAAAAUGGCUCGUCAUAGUCGUCGCGUGCUUCGAAAAAAGCUUUAGUGAAAGCGAAAUAUUAAACCAAAAGUAAGCAACUGUCUACUAUGAUCCAUUAAUUCCUUAAGGCUUACCAACAGAAGUUACAGUAGAACAUAAAUAAAAAUUAUUCAAUAUUAGAACACAUGUUUAAUGUAACUCUAAUAAUACACAGCCUUAGCUUACAUUAAAUAAUGCGAACUAAUAAAAGAAAAAGAAAACAAUAAUAGAAAUACCUAAGUAACCUAUUCAACUAAUUUUAAAGAGUAUUUUAAAAUUCAUAAAUGAUUUUCUUAAUACAAUUAACAAUAAAUAUCCUUUGUAUUUAACAGACGAAGGACUUUAAAAGCCUUAAGGAAUACUUAAUUUUAAGCUGCGGUUUCGAAAAUUAUCGUCCUUGGUUAGAUUCAGUUUACCAUUUUUCAAGACUUCAAUAUUUAUAGGAGUUAAUUCAGUACGAUAUUUUCUGUUGCAAGAUCGAUCAUAACAUCAUUUAAGUAACAUUAACUAGGAAACUGUUGACUUUGUACGCGUUACUUAGACUUGUUAUAUGUACUGUUCGAUAACAGUUAGUUAAUAGCCGCGUUUGUUGAAUAAUAUUAAAAUACGUAUAACAUAUAUAGUGACGUCAUAAAUUUCUCUAAUCUAAAACUGUUUAUUUUUUUAAAUCUGAACUUAUUUCUUUUUCGUGUCAUUUUUACUAUUAUUAUAAAAUAUAUUGACGUAUCCUUUAUAACAGUUUUUGUUUGAUUGGCGAUAAAGCAAAAGCUUAAGUUUAUUAUUACAGUAUUUUAUGACAGGUUUUGUCAAAUUAAUAAAAUCAUAGCACGUUUGUCAUGUAAAUAAAUAUUUACAGAAGAAGCGUGAUUGUAAAGUUGGUUCUAUUGCCUCUGUGUUACGCAUACAUUGCCUAGUGAAAAGAUGUGAACGAAUAAUGGAAUAGAUCACAGUUAAUUUUAAAAUUCAACCAACUCUCAACUCUAGAAUUUUCUAGGGAUAUCUCUUCCAAUUUUAAAUAUAAGUCCUAAACUUUUUUCAUUCGAGUAUUUUUUCGCGCUGCCGUAAUGCGAUUGAUACUGCGGACUCCACAAACGUAAUCUAAUUGUGUACGCUUGAAUAGGGAUUAUGCAUGUAUUUUUUGAAACCAUUCUACUAGUUAUUGCUUUACCAAAAACAAAUAUAACACAUCCGUAAUACAAACCAUUCGGCAAUUUUUUAUUUAUUAAAAUCACUAUAAUUUUGGGGCUAUUUAAAGGCGGCCAUUUUGGCACGCUUUUUCUGUGACGUCAGAUUACAUUAAAACCGGUUUCAGUCAUUAUGUUGAGUCUUUCUACACAAGAAUGUAAUAAUUUAACACUGAGAACUUAUUAUUUAUUAACUUAACAUGAAACAAAUGAUACACAUAAUCACUAGAAGCCAUACAAACAACUUGUUGACCCUGUUGACAGUGUAGUUUGACGUCACAUUUUGUUCCACCAAUAGCGUUGCGUUUUAGAAAUUUGCGAGGGAAUUUGAAAAAAGCCAAUUUUUUAUGAUUAAAUUUCACUAUUAAAUCAUGAUAAAUUUCAAAAAUAAUUGUAUAGGUAUGUGUUUUUAGCAAUCAAAUUUACAAAUAAAAAUGUUUUUUCCAUCUUGGAGUCACGUGCAUAUUCCCUAUUAUCGCGUCAAUCGAGCCAUCGACGAGCAUCAAUUAAUUCAGUGACAAAGAGCCAAUUCGCUUUUGCAGAUUUAAUGAGAAUCUCCCCAUCAUAAUGACGUAAAAUUCAUUGGGAUUUUCAGGAUUAAAUGUGUGCGUGUGUGGGUUUUCCCAUGAAGUGUUCUGAUAAACGCGGUAGUUCAGAAAAACUAUCGCCAAAUUUGUCAUGCGCGACGAAAUUAAUGGAAUUGAUAAAUGUGUUUUUUGUUCGUUCGAAUUUGAACUUUAUUGCUAAGUUUAGAGAAAAAAAAAAACUUUCUAAUGCGGUUCUUUGAGUCUUAUAGCGAGACUUAAAAUAAUAGCUAGAUAUAUUUAAAUUGAAAAUGAAUCAUUGUAUUUGUAUGGCUGAGGUAUACAGCAUCUGGAAACACGUCAGAAUCUCUUUAAAUGCUUAUUUCCAUUAUUAAAGUUUAUUCCUGUAUAGAAUAGUGAAAGUAUUUACUUUUUUAAAUGAUUUUUCGAAUGUGUGGUUCAUUGAAAUUGAAAUGAAAAGCUAUUUGGCUUAAGCAACAUUUCCCUUAAUAAUCUACAUUUAUCUUUGUAAUUACUUACUUACUUACUUAAUAAUUAGGUUCGUUUUAUUUAUUAAUUUAUUUAAUAUAUUUUGUACACACAGCUGUUAGAAAAAACACGACAAUACGGAUACAGAGUACAAGGGCACUACUUAUUUCAUGUUGAAAUCUCUUCCAGUAGGCCCGCAAAAGGAGAGAAGAAUAAGGAACUCAAACCUAGUGCAUACAGUAAACAUUACAUAUAAUAAUAUAUACAUAUUACAAGAUACAAAACAAUAUAUAUACAUACAAAUAUACACACACACACAUAUAUAUAUAUAUAUACACAUACACACAUACUUACUUUAUAUUAUAAUACAUUAUACAAAUAUAACAUAUACUUUUAUUUAAGAUGGUAAGGAUAAAUAGUUUUAUUUGGUAUUAGUAUCAACAAUUCGAUGUUUUUAAUUGAAGUUUAAUUAUGUUUACCCCAUUCGAAUAGCCGAAGAAGUUUUUUUUUCUUGAUAUUUUUUCCAAAUUUUAAACUUCAAACGGCUCGCCUGUAAAGUUGCAAAAAUGUUGCUUAAACCAAUUAGCCUUUCACGCCUCGAUAUAAUGAUAGGGUUGUCAUCGUUUGGUCGAUACCUAAAUGUGUCCAUACAAAAAGUAACCAUGUUGUAAAAGAAUAAUUCGAAGAGUUCUUUCUUUUCAAUUGUCUUUAUUUAAGACGUUCCCUAGUUUAAUGAGGAUUUAUAUUCUGUAUAAUGAAAAUCGUAUCGAGUUUAAACUUAAUAAAUAAAAAGAUAUUUCUUAUAUAUUUUUUUUUUAAAUAAGAAAUUAUAUCGUGUGGAAAUAUUUGCUUUUUGUAAAUUUCGCUUAGAGCCAAAGAUGUAAUAUUUUCUGUGUUCAGCGCCUUUCAAAAGAACUGUCGAAUUAAAUACGAUUCUCGACGAAUACCAUUGUAUUCCAAUUUAAUUCUUCGAUUAAAUACAAAAGUCUUAAAAACGAUGAAAGAGUUUUGUUUUGUAGAAAAUUGUUUCUUACAUCUUUAAUUUUAAGAUUGAACUUAUUUCUAUGAUUCACUUCUCACUUAAUCUUUUUUGCAUAAUAUGAACAUUAUGUGUCAAAAUACGUAAUUAUUUUUAAGCUAUUGCAUAGCUUUUAUCGCGGGCUUUGAGCGCGGCGACCGAAUCAAGAAAUUCCAUAACGAAAAUAAAACCUAACACCCAUCCCCACUCCGCCUACCAUGUAGCUCGCGUUCAACACAUUCGCACGUUGCGCUUGUGUAGUGUUUGUGAAAAAGCGCGCGGUAUGACGUCGCACUGCAUCAUGAAAAGUCUGCCCAUCUCUCUCUCGCGCGGUCUAACUUAUGAGUGUGAAGGGGACAGUUAAUGUUUUGCUUUCGUUAAUGAUUAGAAAUAUAGCGUGCUCUUAUUUUAUUAUUGUUUUAAUAUUCAAUUGUUAUUGUCUAAUUAUAAUUGCAUAAGUUGAUAAAGAAUGCUAUGCAAUAGCUUUACCGCGGCAGUCCCCGAGUGCCACGCGUGUUUUUUUUUAUAUUUAUUUUCAUGAAUAGUAAAAUGUUUGCGUAAUUUUGUAUUCUUCCCUACUUAAAUGCUAUAUAAAUCUACUUAGUAAUAAAUGCUUAAUUAAAAAAAGAAUUGUAAUAAAAAUAUUUUCAAUGCAUAAUGUUCAUAAAUUAAUUUAAUAAUUAAAUCUACUAUCUUUAGUUAUAAGUUUUUUUUUUCUGUAACAUAAACACUAACUUGUAUCUCCCUGUAUGUAUAUUAAAGAGUACUUUUCUAAUAUAUAUCCUUUAGUUCGUAAAUUGUUGAAUAAAAUUUAGAAAUAAGUAACGAACGCGUGACAUUUGCGUAUUUCUUGGGCGUGUCCACUCAUUAAAGCCUAACUGUAUGCACAGCAAAACUGUAGACAUCAAGUUUAUAAACGAAAUUAAUUGAUAGACACAAAACUUUGUAGACGGAUAUCUUUUAUUAAAAAUUAUAACUUUGAUUAUUGAAUAACGAGAGUAGGUGUUUCGGUUAAUUAAGAUUAUGAAAGAUUCUUUUUUUUUUGUUAAAUUCGAAGUAAAAUUAGAAGUAAUGUAUUUUCGUGUUUGGGUUUCAGAUAUCAAUUGUAUGUUUUGGAUUGACAGUAGCUAUAACAAUAACUUUCCAUUUUUUCCGGAGAUGGUGAUUUAUGGUUGGAAUAUUACAUGUCCAAACUGUUAUUUAAAAUAGGGUAUCUUUAAAUAUUUCACGUCCACAUAAUUUCGGUAUUUAGUAAAUAGUGAAGAUGCCUUCACUAUUGUCCGCAAGUGUACAUACACAUUGUACACUUGUGAACAUGAAUAAAAAUGUGUUGACAUAUAUUUGUUUCCGUCAAAUUUCAAAUGCACACAAAGGUUUACAAGAUGCAUACAGCUGAGUUUUGCUGAGUAGCCUCGCCUCACAAUGUAUCUAUAAUAUUGUUGAGAGUUGCUACAACUAAGUCACUUACAAUAGUUCUAUUUAAAAAAAAUACAAUGGAAAACGUAUUUAUUUAUUAAAUAUGAAUUAACAUUCAUGAGGGAAA